This is a messenger RNA of Rhinichthys klamathensis goyatoka, 3940 nucleotides long. It is a transcript of the gene actn1, whose product is annotated as actinin, alpha 1. The transcript has 22 exons. The record is from RefSeq and is a predicted model, not a curated record. Bases 292 to 3063 code for a protein of 923 amino acids. Gene Ontology annotation, biological process: muscle cell development; actin cytoskeleton organization. Gene Ontology annotation, molecular function: calcium ion binding; actin filament binding. Gene Ontology annotation, cellular component: cell junction; plasma membrane; cortical actin cytoskeleton. Lineage: Eukaryota; Metazoa; Chordata; Actinopteri; Cypriniformes; Leuciscidae.
AGUUUUUGCUGCCGAUGCUCGUGCUGGAGGUUCUGCCUACUCGCCACUCUGGAUAGCGGCCGUGAAAAAACGGACAGAACGAGAAAGACAAGGAGGCACGGACUUUGGGGAGAGUGAACGGUGCAGGGAAAACGAGGCAGCGACGUUAGUUUCGUGCCCAUCGUUUAAAGUGCGCACAGGAGUGUUUACUGCAGCGCUCGGUGGGAGAGAGAGAUAGAGAGGGAGAGAGAGAGAUAGAGAGGGAGAGAGAGAGACCGGAGGACCGGAGAGAGACGGGAACAUCAGUUCAGAAUGGAUCACCACCACCAUCAACACGAUCAUCAUCAUCAAUAUGAUGGAGGAGAGAACGACUAUAUGCCCCAGGAAGAUGACUGGGAUCGGGAUAUGCUGCUUGACCCCGCCUGGGAGAAACAGCAGCGAAAGACGUUUACUGCAUGGUGCAAUUCUCAUUUACGGAAGGCGGGGACGCAGAUCGACAACAUUGAGGAGGAUUUUAGAGAUGGACUCAAACUCAUGCUGCUCCUAGAGGUCAUCUCAGGGGAACGUUUGGCCAAACCAGAAAGAGGAAAAAUGAGAGUCCAUAAGAUCUCCAAUGUGAAUAAAGCUCUGGACUUCAUCGCCAGCAAAGGAGUCAAACUGGUUUCUAUUGGAGCAGAGGAGAUUGUUGAUGGAAAUGCUAAGAUGACUCUAGGGAUGAUCUGGACCAUUAUCCUCCGCUUCGCCAUCCAGGACAUCUCAGUGGAGGAGACCUCAGCUAAAGAAGGCUUGCUGCUUUGGUGCCAAAGGAAAACAGCUCCCUACAAAAACGUCAACAUUCAGAAUUUCCACAUCAGUUGGAAGGAUGGAUUGGGCUUCUGUGCACUCAUUCACAGACAUCGUCCAGAGCUCAUUGAUUACGGUAAACUGCGCAAGGAUGACCCAAUGACCAAUCUGAACACCGCCUUUGAUGUCGCUGAGAAGUACCUGGACAUCCCUAAGAUGCUGGACGCAGAAGAUAUUGUUGGUACGGCUCGUCCCGAUGAGAAGGCCAUCAUGACCUACGUUUCUAGCUUCUACCAUGCCUUCUCUGGGGCGCAGAAGGCCGAGACAGCAGCCAAUCGGAUCUGCAAAGUGCUGGCUGUCAAUCAGGAGAACGAGCAACUGAUGGAAGACUAUGAGAAACUAGCCAGUGAUCUAUUGGAGUGGAUUCGCAGAACCAUCCCGUGGUUGGAGAACCGCGUUCCGGAGAACACCAUGCAGGCCAUGCAGCAGAAGUUGGAGGAUUUCCGGGACUACCGACGACUUCACAAACCGCCUAAAGUUCAGGAGAAAUGUCAGCUGGAGAUCAACUUCAACACACUGCAGACCAAACUCCGCCUCAGUAACCGCCCUGCGUUCAUGCCCUCAGAGGGGAAGAUGGUCUCGGAUAUCUCCAAUGCUUGGGGAGGUCUUGAGGGAGCAGAGAAGGGUUAUGAAGAGUGGCUACUGAAUGAGAUUCGCAGACUGGAGAGACUCGACCAUCUUGCAGAGAAAUUUCGCCAAAAAGCCGCCAUCCACGAAGCCUGGACUGACGGUAAGGAGGAGAUGUUGCAGGAUAAAGACUUCGAGACGGCAACCCUCUCAGAGAUCAAAGCUCUACUGAAGAAGCACGAGGCGUUUGAGAGUGACCUCGCAGCUCAUCAGGACAGAGUGGAACAGAUCGCUGCCAUCGCUCAGGAGCUUAAUGAGUUGGAGUACUACGACUCUCCCAGUGUAAACGCCCGCUGUCAGCAGAUCUGCGAUCAGUGGGAUUCACUGGGAGUUUUAACUCACAAACGCAGUGAGGCCUUGCAGAGGACAGAGAAACUGUUGGAAACGAUUGAUCAGCUGUACCUGGAGUUCGCCAAAAGGGCGGCACCCUUUAACAACUGGAUGGAGGGAGCCAUGGAGGACCUGCAGGACACUUUUAUCGUCCACACUAUUGAGGAGAUACAGGGACUCAGCACAGCCCAUGAGCAGUUUAAAGCCACACUGCCUGAGGCAGAUAAGGAACGACAGGCCAUCCUGGGCAUCCAUAAUGAAAUUGCUAAAAUUGUGCAGACAUACCACGUCAACAUGGCUGGCACCAACCCCUACACCACCAUCAACCCCCAGGAGAUCAAUGCCAAAUGGGAUAAGGUGAGGCAGUUAGUACCCCAGAGAGAUCAGGCCCUGGUCGAAGAACACGCUCGUCAGCAGAAUAAUGAGAGACUGCGCAGACAGUUUGCUAAUCAGGCAAAUGUUAUUGGGCCCUGGAUCCAGACCAAGAUGGAGGAAAUUGGCCGAAUCUCUAUUGAGAUGCACGGUACCCUGGAGGAUCAGCUGACCCACCUGCGGCAGUAUGAGAAGAGCAUAGUAAACUACAAACCAAAGAUUGACCAGCUAGAGGGAGACCAUCAACUAAUACAGGAAGCACUUAUAUUUGACAACAAACACACUAAUUACACAAUGGAGCACAUCCGUGUAGGUUGGGAGCAGCUCCUCACCACCAUCGCUCGCACCAUUAACGAGAUCGAGAACCAGAUUCUGACCCGUGACGCCAAAGGCAUCAGCCAGGACCAAAUGAAUGAGUUUAGAGCCUCGUUCAACCACUUCGACCGAGACCACUCGGGCGCACUGGGCGCUGAGGAGUUCAAAGCCUGCCUUAUCAGUCUGGGCUUCGAUAUCGGGAACGACGCACAGAAGAGAACAGGCAUGAUGGAUGCAGAAGACUUCAGAGCCUGCCUCAUCUCCAUGGGUUAUAAUAUGGGAGAGGCGGAGUUUUCCCGCAUCAUGAGCAUUGUGGAUCCUAACAGACUGGGAUUGAUCACAUUCCAGGCCUUCAUUGACUUUAUGUCUCGCGAGACGGCCGACACGGACACCGCUGAUCAGGUCAUGGCAUCGUUUAAAGUCCUUGCUGGAGACAAGAACUAUAUCCUGGCGGAUGAGCUGAGGCGCGAGCUCCCCCCUGACCAGGCUGAGUACUGCAUCGCCCGCAUGACGCCUUACUCCGGCCCUGACACCGUCCCGGGAGCUCUCGACUACAUGUCCUUCUCCACCGCCCUCUAUGGGGAGAGUGACCUCUGAACCGCGACCCCCGGAUGUGGGGUCGACCUGCCUUCUGAUACAAAUACACACAAAUACGCAUAUUCAUAAACACACACAUAGCUUGCACUCCAUGAGAGUAAAAGCAGCUCUUCAGUGCUGAUCUAGCACCAACAAGCAGAGCAAGCAGAACUUGCCCCAGAUCAGCCAAUCAGAGCAGCUUCCAUCAGCACCACACAAUGAUGUUCGGUCAUUUUUGUAUCCUCCUAUCAGCCCAGGCCUUUCUGUGUGUCAUAUACGACUUCCUGCUCUUUUUCCAGCCGUGUUCAUGAAGUCUGUCUUGCCUGUCUUGGGAAUUGUGUGUCACAUAGAGAAAGCUUAAUGGUGUCUACACAUGCGAGAUCCUCCUUCUCACUGAAGUCGUAAUAGAGUAUGUCGCAUUGAAGGAGAGAAAAGGAAACAUGACAUGAACGUCUAAUACUCUUCUCUCCAUGUAAACGUACAAUGUGCAACAAACGGUUAAAAAUAUACACAAUAACGCAUGGUAGGCAGCAUCAUGUUAUCGUUGUGACCUAUGACCCAUGUGAUACUUAAUGACCAUGUGUUCAGAUUGGUACACUUUUUUUACAUGCAGUAAAUGUUUGUUGACGAGAAUGUUUUUCGAUCGUUCUCUUGUGACGGUGAGUCAGAUUUCAUGAACGGAUUUUCGCCUUUCUGCUUCCAUGCGCAACAUUGAAAAACUCCCUCCCCCCCAGAGGAAUGUUUUCUGUAUUUUUACUUCUUAUUUUGUUUUUUCCCUCUUCAUAAAGGAAUAAAGUUAACAUAUUUUAUUAUACAGAACAAAAAAAGGUAUUUUUCUUCACCUUAUUAAAAAAACUUAAAAAAACUUAUGAAAAUUUAAAUAAAGAAACAACCACAA